AUCGCAUUUAACCUCUUUGGACAAAUUUGUUCAGGAACCUUUGUUGUGUGGUAUUUUACCUGUGUGUGCGUUUUGUAAUUGCUGCUGUGAGGCAGUGUGAUACCUUUAUAUCGGGUGAUGUGUUUCCUGUUUGGGGGUCUGUAUUGACUGCUGUGAGGCACUCUGUUUCCUGUGUCUGAAAAAAGUGUGGUAAAGUUAUUAUUAUUAUUUGAUUUGUGUGCCAAUAUGUUUCAUAUUUGGCAACACGGGGUACUUGGAGAAUAGUGAAUCAUAACACACAGGCCAAAACAAGAACCAGCAUUCCCUCCAGGAAUGGGACAUUUCAAAGGAGUGCAUCCUGGCUGCAGCAGUGUUGUCGGGAACGCCAGCGAUUAGACUUGGUGUGUUUCCUUCGUGUUAUAUAGCUCCUUUUAACAAAAGAACAUACAUAAGGCGUUUUGGGACAGGGAGAAAAAUAGCUUUUAAUGUGGACAUGAGAACCAGAGCAUCCACUGUGAUCAGAGGACGUAUCAGACGGUUUAAUGGUAAUGCAACCUUAAAGUCAAGAUGUUCACCUGUUCAAGGACAAGGCCGGUGUGAGGUAGUGUGCUUGUGGGCGUGCAUGCUGAUGCCCUGAUGCUCACAAACAAAGCUCACUGACACACUGCCUUGUGUUUGUGUGUGUGUGUGUGUGUGUGAGUGUAUAUGUAUAUGUUUGUGAUUGUGAGUGUGUGUGCCUGUGUCAUUGUUUAUUUUUGUGUUUGUGUUUGUGUGUAUAUGUGUCAUUGUGUGUGUGUGUGGGUGUGGGUGGGUGUGUGCGUGGUUCCCCAGGACGUGAAGGCCAUCGUGACCCACUCCAUCCACAGUGCCAUCCACUCCAUCGGGGGCAUCCAGGUCCUGUUUCCCCUGUUCUCCCAGCUGGACUACCGGCAGCUCAACGACAGCUCCGUGGACACCAGCGUCUGUGCUACAUUGCUAGCCUUCCUGGUGGAGCUUCUGAAGAGCUCGGUGGCCAUGCAGGAGCAGAUGCUGGGAGGGAAAGGCUUCCUCGUGAUUGGCUACCUCCUGGAGAAGUCGUCCCGGGUGCACAUCACCAGGGCGGUGCUGGAGCAGUUCCUGUCCUUCGCCAAGUACCUGGACGGCCUGCCCCACGGCGCGCCGCUGCUCAAGCAGCUGUGCGACCACGUCCUGUUCAACGCCGCCAUCUGGAUCCACACCCCCGCCAAGGUCCAGCUCUCCCUGUACACAUACCUGUCGUCAGAGUUCAUCGGCACGGCGACCAUCUACACGACCAUCCGGCGCGUGGGCACGGUGCUGCAGCUCAUGCACACGCUCAAGUACUACUACUGGGCCUGCAGCCCGCUGGAGUGUAGUGGCAUCACGCCCAAGGGCCUCGACGGGCCGCGGCCGACCCAGAAGGAGAUCAUCUCCCUGAGAGCGUUCAUGCUCCUGUUCCUCAAGCAGCUCAUCCUGAAGGAUCGAGGUGUGAAGGAGGAUGAGCUGCAGAGUAUUCUGAACUACCUGUUGACUAUGCAUGAGGAUGAGAACAUCCAUGACGUGCUCCAGUUGCUGGUGGCUCUGAUGUCGGAGCACCCGGCCUCCAUGAUCCCUGCCUUCGACCAGCGCAACGGCAUCAGGGUGAUCUGCAAGCUGCUGGCAUCCAAGAGCGAGAGCAUCAGAGUCCAAGCCCUCAAAGUCCUGGGCUACUUCCUCAAGCACCUCGGUCACAAGCGGAAGGUGGAGAUCAUGCACACGCACAGCCUGUUCACGCUGCUCGGUGAGAGACUGAUGAUGCACACCAACACCGUCUCCGUGACGACCUACAACACCCUGUACGAGAUUCUGACGGAGCAAGUGUGCACCCAGGUGGUUCACAAACCCCACCCGGAGCCAGACUCCACCGUCAAGAUUCAGAACCCCAUGAUCCUGAAGGUGGUGGCCACGCUGCUGAAGAGCUCCACCCCCAGUACUGAGCUGAUGGAGGUCCGGAGGCUGUUCCUCUCCGACAUGAUCAAGCUCUUCAGCAACAGCCGCGAGAACCGCCGCUGCCUGCUGCAGUGCUCUGUGUGGCAGGACUGGAUGUUCUCGCUGGGCUACAUCAACCCCAAGAGCCCCGAGGAGCAGAAGAUCACGGAGAUGGUGUACAACAUCUUCCGCAUCCUGCUCUACCACGCCAUCAAGUACGAGUGGGGCGGGUGGAGGGUGUGGGUGGACACCCUCUCCAUCGCCCACUCCAAGGUGACCUACGAGGCCCACAAGGAGUACCUGGCCAAGAUGUACGAGGAGUACCAGCGGCAGGAGGAGGAGAACAUGAAGAAGGGCAAGAAGGGCUCCGUCUCCACCAUCUCCGGCCUGUCCGCCGUGCCCGCUCCCGUCGUCAACGGCAACCUGGAGAUCGACGACAACUCCGCCACGCAGACGCCUGAGAGCGAGGCCGAGUACAGCGAGGGCGGCGUCGGCGGCGUUGUCGGCGGCGUCGGCGUCGGCGUCGUCGUCGGCGACUCCUCGCGCAACCUCCUGGCGGACGGCGCGGUGAAGCGGCCCGACGCCGAGGCCCUGACGCCCGGGGACCAGAUCCCCGUGCCGGGCGUCCGGGUGGAGGUGCACGACCUGCUGGUGGACAUCAAGGCGGAGAAGGUGGAGGCCACGGAGGUGAAGCUGGACGACCUGGACCUGUCCCCGGAGGGGCUAGGCGGGGGCCUGGUGGCGGGCGUGGUGGUGGGUGGCGGCGUGGGCGUGGCCGGGGUGGGGGGCAUGGAGAACGGACCCCUGGUGGAGGUGGGGUCCCUGCUGGACAGCGCCUACUGCGCGGCGGUGCAGAACCUCAACGGGGGCCUGGCGCUGAAGGAGGAGCGACCCGGGCCCAGGGGCGUCUGCCUGGGCUCCGGCCUGGGGCUGGCCGGGGUCGGCCUGGAGGACGACGGGAACAUGGGACCCCUCAUCACGCUGGCCGACGAGAAGGACAGCGUGCCCAGCAACAACGGCUUCCUCUUCAGCAAGGUGGACGAGAAGCUCCUCCCGGCUCUGGCAGCCCCAGACCCGCUGGUCCUCCCCAGGGCCGACCAGCCGCCCCCCCCCGGCCCGGGGCCCGGCUGCCCCAGUGACGACCUCAGCCUGCUGGCCCACAUGACCAGCUGCGGCUCGGACCUGGGCCCGCAGGCGCAGAGCUCGGGCCCCGGGGACAUGCCCGAGGACGACGCCUUCAAGAUCCAGAGCCCCCUGGCGGACAUCAGCUCCAUCGCGGCCGCCGAGAGCCUGCAGGCGAGGGCCCAGGCGCACGCCGCCGCCAGGGCCGAGUUCCCCGAGGGGGAGGGCCCGGCGGGGGCCGACGGAGAGGGGGCGGGGCUGAAGGCCGGCGGGGACACGGCCAGCACCGCCUCCGACACCGAGAGGUCUGACGACGGCAAGGACAAGGACGUCAAGAAGAUCCAGACCACCGCGACCACCCAGGCCCUGCACGGCCGGACGGCGGCCCAGCUGGAGAGGGACCUGCGGGUGGACCUGGGCUUCCGCGGCAUGCCCAUGACGGAGGAGCAGCGGCGGCAGUUCAGCCCCGGCCCGCGCACCACCAUGUUCCGCAUCCCCGAGUUCAAGUGGUCGCCCAUGCACCAGCGGCUGCUCACCGACCUGCUGUUCGCCCUGGAGACCGACGUCCACGUGUGGAGGAGUCACUCCACCAAGUCCGUAAUGGACUUUGUGAACAGCAACGAGAACAUCAUCUUCGUGCACAACACCAUCCAUCUCAUCUCUCAGAUGGUGGACAACAUCAUCAUCGCCUGCGGAGGCAUCCUUCCUCUGCUCUCUGCGGCCACCUCCCCCUCUAGUUCUAAGAGUAGUGCCAACGCUAAGGCAGGAGGAGCGGCGCCCCAGGGGGGGUCAAAGGGCAAGGAGGUGAACCCUUUGCCGGGGGCUGGAGCUGGAGGGGGUGAGACGGAGCUGGAGAACAUCGAGGCCACCCAGGGCAUGUCCUCAGAGACGGCGGUCACCUUCCUGUCCCGCCUCAUGGCCAUGGUGGACGUCCUGGUGUUCGCCAGCUCGCUCAACUUCAGCGAAAUCGAGGCGGAGAAGAACAUGUCCAGCGGGGGGCUGAUGAGGCAGUGCCUCCGACUUGGUAUGUUGUGCUGCGUUGCGGUGAGGAACUGCCUGGAGUGCAGACAGCGGCAGAGAGAGCGUGGCUGUAAAUCGUCUCUGAGCAGCAGCCGAUCCCAGGACAGUCUGCACAGUGCCCCCACUACCAACAAGCAGGACCCAGACCGCCUCUUACAGGACGUGGACAUCAACCGACUCAGGGCCGUGGUGUUUAGAGACGUGGACGACAGUAAGCAGGCUCAGUUCCUGGCAUUGGCUGUCGUCUACUUCAUCUCCGUGCUAAUGGUCUCCAAGUACCGGGACAUCCUGGAGCCCCAGCGGGAGAUUGGCAGGUCCACCAGCCUAUCAGGGAGGAGCAUCCGCCACGAGAUCAACUCUCCGACCAGCACAGAACACCCCUCGUCGGGCUUCUCCGACCGGGACAAGCAGAGCUCCACCCCCGGGGACAACUCCCCCUGCGGGGGCCUGCCCCACACCGACUCGGGCAUCGGGGAGGAGGGCCACGUGUCCGGGUCCCUGAACGGCUCGGAGAUGGGCCUGGGUCUGGGCCUGGGCAUGGUGGGCCGCGAGACGGACCGGGACCGGGAUGUGGUCGGCGGCGUGGGCGUGGUGGGCACGGCGGACCUACUGUGCGGCCUGUCGGACGUCAGGAGGUCCCAGGAGAGUCUGCUGGACUCGCCGCAUAACCCUGGCUCCGCCUCCAACCCGGGUCAGGCUCCGCCCUCCUCCAUCUCCAGCAUCAGCCAGACCAACAAGGGCAUCAACGUCAAGGAGAUCCUGAAGAGCUUGGUGGCCGCCCCUCUGGACGGCGGGGACACGGGGCAGGAGGUGGGACCCACCCCCUACCACCCGGACCCCGCCCUGAAGACACACCCCAUGCUGCCCAUGCAGUUCCACUCCUUCGACAGGAGCGUCGUGGUGCCAGUCAAGAAGGCCCCGCCCGGCAGCCUGUCCGUCAACACGGUGGGCACGCCCACCACAGGCGGGUCAGCCACUCCUGGCAGCACACCCAACAUCUUCGCCGCUGCCACGGCAACCCCAAAGAGCAUGAUCAACACUACAGGGGCCGCAGACUCCGCCUCCUCUUCCUCCUCCUCGUCCUCGUCCUUCGUCAACGGCGCCACCAGCAAGAGCCUUCCGGCGGUGCAGACGGUGGCGCCGAUGCCCGAGGACACCAUGGAGAACAUGAGUUCCUAUUGUGAGGUGGAGCAGUGCGGCCAGACGCUGCCCGAGCUCAAGUCUUUUAGCUCUCUCGCUGGCUUCCAGACCACCCCCAGGGACGCAGGGCAGUGUUUUAGUAUCACCACCAAGCUGGAGAGGGCGCUAGAGAAGGUGGCCCCCCUGCUGAGGGAGAUCUUUGUGGACUUUGCCCCCUUCCUGUCCAGGACUCUGCUGGGCAGCCAUGGGCAGGAGCUGCUCAUAGAAGGUCUGGUGUGCAUGAAGUCGAGCACGUCGGUGGUGGAGCUCGUCAUGCUGCUCUGUUCACAGGCUCCUGUGCCACGCCAUGAAGGACCACAUCGUGCGCGUGGCCAACGAGGCCGAGUUCAUCCUCAACCGGCAGCGGGCCGAGGACGUGCACAAGCAUGCCGAGUUCGAGUCAAACUGUGCCCAGUACGCCUCAGACCGGAGGGAGGAGGAGAAAAUGUGCGAUCACCUCAUCAGCGCUGCCAAGCACCGGGAUCACGUGACCGCCAACCAAUUGAAACAGAAGAUCCUCAACAUCCUGACCAAUAAGCACGGAGCAUGGGGCACGAUGUCACAGAGCCAAUUACACGACUUCUGGCGUUUGGACUACUGGGAGGACGACCUGCGGCGGAGGCGUCGCUUCGUACGCAACGCCUUCGGCUCCACCCACGCCGACGUGGCGCUCAAAGCGCUGGAGGAGUAUGGUACAGAAGAAGAGGAGGAGGAGGGACUUAAGUCCAAGAAGAGUUUCCGCAGCCAAUCGGUGGUCAGCCAGAACCCAGAGGCGGAGCUAAUGUUGGAAGGAGAUGAUGAUGCUGUGAGCCUGCUGCAAGAGAAAGAGAUUGAUAACCUUGCUGUGCGUUUCCGUCCACGGCUUGUUACGUCCAAAGGCCCAGUGGUGCUGAGCACCCCCGCCCAGCUGGUGGCGCCGGUGGUGGUGGCCAGAGGAACGCUGUCCAUCACCACCACCGAGAUCUACUUUGAGGUGGACGAGGACGACCCCGCCUUCAAGAAGAUCGACGCCAAAGUGCUGGCCUACUCGGAGGGUCUGCACGGGAAGUGGAUGUUCAGCGAGAUCCGGGCGGUGUUCUCCCGCCGCUACCUCCUGCAGAGCACCGGCCUGGAAGUCUUCAUGGCGAACCGGACCUCCGUCAUGUUUAACUUCCCCGACCAGGCCACGGUGAAGAGGGUGGUGUACAGCCUCCCCCGUGUGGGGGUGGGCACGAGCUACGGCCUGCCCCAGGCCAGGCGCAUCUCCAUGGCAACCCCUCGGCAGCUGUUCAAAUCUUCCAACAUGACCCAGCGCUGGCAACGGAGGGAGAUCUCCAACUUUGAGUACCUCAUGUUCCUCAACACCAUCGCAGGCCGGACCUACAACGACCUGAACCAGUACCCGGUCUUCCCCUGGGUGCUCACCAACUACGACUCGGAGGAGCUGGACCUCACUCUCCCCGGGAACUUCCGGGACCUUUCCAAGCCAAUCGGAGCGCUGAACCCCAAGCGGGCGGCGUUCUACGCUGAGCGCUACGAGACGUGGGAGGAGGAGGGCACGCCCCCCCACCACUACACCACCCUCUACUCCACCGCCGACACCACUCUGGGAUGGAUGCUCCGGAUAGAACCCUUCACCACGUUCUUCCUCAACGCCAACGAGAACAAGUUCGACCACCCGGAGAGGUCCUUCUCCGGCAUCGGCCGCUCGUGGAGGAACUGCCAAAGAGACACGGCCGACGUCAAGGAGCUGAUCCCAGAGUUCUACUACCUGCCCGAGAUGUUCGUCAACAGCAACGAGUACGAGCUGGGCGCCCGGGACGACGGCGUGCUGGUGUGCGACGUGGAGCUCCCCGUCUGGGCCAAGAAGCCCGAGGACUUUGUCCGCAUCAACCGCAUGGCGCUGGAGAGCGAGUUCGUGUCCUGCCAGCUGCACCAGUGGAUCGACCUGAUCUUCGGCUACAAGCAGCGCGGGCCGGAGGCGGUGCGCGGCCUCAACGUCUUCAACUUCCUGUCCUACGAGGGCGCCGUCACCCUGGACAACCUGGACAUGCCGCAGCGCGAGGUGAUGGAGGCCCAGAUCCAGGCGUGUGGACAGGUUCCCUCCCAGCUGCUGAUUGAGCCCCACCCCCCUCGCUCGUCCGCCAUGCACCUGAGCCCGCUGAUGUUUAAGGACCAGAUGCAGCAGGACGUGAUCAUGGUGCUCAAGUUCCCGUCCAACUCCCCGGUCACGCACGUGGCCGCCAACACCCUGCCCCACCUCAGCAUCCCCGCCGCCGUCACCGUCACCUGCAGCCGGCUGUUCGCCGUCAACCGCUGGCACAACACCGUCGGUCUGCGUGGAGCUCCGGGUUACUCCCUAGAGCAAGCCCACCACCUGCCCAUCGAGAUGGACCCUCUCAUAGCCAACAACUCUGGGGUGAACAAGCGCCAGAUCACAGACCUGGUGGACCAGAGCAUCCAGAUCAACACCCACUGCUUCGUGGUCACCGCCGACAACCGCUACAUCCUGGUGUGUGGCUUCUGGGACAAGAGCUUCCGCGUAUACUCCACGGAAACAGGCAAGCUGACCCAGAUCGUGUUCGGCCACUGGGACGUGGUGACGUGCCUGGCCCGGUCCGAGUCGUACAUCGGGGGCGACUGCUACAUCGUGUCGGGCUCCCGGGACGCCACUCUGCUGCUGUGGUACUGGAGCGGACGCCACCACAUCAUCGGAGACAACCCCAACAACAGCGACUACCCUGCUCCCCGGGCGGUGUUGACGGGCCACGACCACGAGGUGGUCUGUGUGUCGGUCUGCGCAGAGCUGGGCCUGGUCAUCAGCGGAGCCAAGGAGGGCCCCUGCCUGGUGCACACCAUCACCGGGGACCUGCUGAGGGCCCUGGAGGGGCCCGACCUGUGCCAGCGGCCCCGGCUGAUCUCGGUGUCCAGCGAGGGCCACUGCAUCAUCUGCUACGAGAGGGGCCGCUUCUGCAACUUCAGCAUCAACGGCAAGCUGCUGGCCCAGAUGGAGGUCAACGACUCUUCCAGGGCCAUCCUGCUGAGCAGCGAUGGUCAGAACCUGGUAACCGGGGGUGAUAACGGGGUGGUCCAGGUGUGGCAGGCGUGUGACUUCAAGCAGCUCUACAUCUACCCGGGCUGCGACGCUGGGAUCAGGGCCAUGGACCUCUCCCACGACCAGCGGACUCUGAUUACGGGCAUGGCGUCCGGUAGCAUCGUGGCGUUCAACAUCGACUUCAACCGCUGGCACUAUGAGCACCAGAAUAGGUACUGAUAUGGAUAGAGAGAGGAGGAGGGGGAGGAAGAGGAGGAGGAGGAGGAGGAAGGAGAAAGAGGGAGAGAGAACGCAAGCAAUACCACAAAGAGGAAGAGGUUUGGUUUUGCUGUGUAUUGGGGCGAUGGGGGAAAAACUGUGGAAACUCAGAGGAGGAAGAGGAGGAGCAGACAAAGGGGAGUGAAGAAGACCUUGGACUCUUGUUCCCAUGUAAGGUUCACUAUCAUUGGAGGAAGCGGCUUUGCAAAGCGGCAGAGAUUGCUUUCUCCCGCGCGCGCGUCUGAGUAACACACACACGCACACACGCAGACACAGACACACACACAGACACAUGCGCGUGCAAACCACACACACAUGAUAUCUUGUUAAGGUACACUCCGAAACUUGCUAAUGAAAAGGGUCUAGCGACGGAGAAAGGAACUAGUCCAGUAGAACCUGUCUGGGCUUCCAGAACAUACCACGGACUGGUCCAUUUGCUGUAGCCGGUAUUCUAACUGCUUCACAGACAAACCAACAAGUUAUAUUUUGUAUCAUUUGAUUUAGUUUGUUUAGUUUGUCAGUUUUCUCCAAGGUUAUUUUGAAGAAGGGGUUAGGGAGUACUUGGGCGGGCACGGAUUUGGAGUAAUGGUAUCGGAGUGGGUUUGAGAAUGUUUGAACGACGCUAACCACACCCACAGAUCAAAACAGGUGCUACGGCUGAGCGAGGAAUCCGUCCAAUCAGAACCUUCCCCCGAGACUUUUAUUUUUAUUUUUAUUUUUAAAAUUCUACGUUUCUUCUUUUUACUCCUGAGAGAGUGAAUAGGAUUUUAGUGUAAAUAAAGGUUUCCUUUUGAGUCACACUUCUUUUCACUGCACAGACUUGCGCUUACACCUUUAAUUUAUUAAUGACUUGCUGUAUGUAAAUUAUUGUGUAAUAAUUAUAACAACGUCGACGAGGUUGAUGGUCAAUGGGUCUGAGACAGGGACACGAUUGUUUCCGGCGGUGACCAUGGAAACGUUUGCCAGUGCCAUCCCAGAGGAGAACCAUAGGUUUUUUUUUCCUUUGUAUAUUUGGUGAUUGUUUUGUCAAAUAUGUACAGAAAGUCUACAUUCAGACUGGGCGGUGCGCGCGGGGGCGGGGGGGGGGGGGGGGGGGGGGGGGGGCUGCUUGAGUUAGACUGGAGACGCAGAAAACACCUUCACGUUCGCCCACAUCUGUUGAUUAUUUAAAAAUGAGAAAAAGAAAAAAGAGAAUCGAAAAAUCAAUGUUUAAAAAAGUUUGUUUUGUAUUUGCACUUUGCACCACCCACCUACCAUUUAUUUAUUCGCUUCGUUCUUUACGGUUGGCCGGCAUCUCGUUUAGGGUCCAUUCUUUCUUCCCUCGCGGGAUUAUCUGUGCAUUGAUGUUUGUAUUUAAGAAACCGUCGAUCUCAUGUGUGAUUAAUUAAGUUGUACAACCUCACCGUUGUAAGCAAUAUCAUGAUUCUUGUAGCUGAUUGGUGGGAGGGGAGGCGCUGACGACGUGUCCGACGAUGUACUGUAUGUGUGGAAGCCAUCUUGAUCAAAUACACACAUACUCUAUCCACAGGUUCAAUUUACGUAUCCAAAAAAAAAAACUUACAUAUUUUUGGAUCUAUGAAACCCUUAAAAAAAACUAUUGUAUUCAUGUUUUAUUGCAAAGAUGUAAAAUAUGACAUGUGUGAGUUGAAAAAAAUCAUGAUAAGAAAAAUAAAAUAUGCAAAACAAU
This is a messenger RNA of Gadus morhua (Atlantic cod), 10244 nucleotides long. RefSeq names its product neurobeachin a (gene nbeaa). Gene Ontology annotation, biological process: intracellular protein localization. Gene Ontology annotation, cellular component: membrane; cytosol. Lineage: Eukaryota; Metazoa; Chordata; Actinopteri; Gadiformes; Gadidae. Gene Ontology annotation, molecular function: protein kinase binding. The record is from RefSeq and is a predicted model, not a curated record.